This is a messenger RNA of Ceratina calcarata, 556 nucleotides long. RefSeq lists its product as uncharacterized. The record is from RefSeq and is a predicted model, not a curated record. Lineage: Eukaryota; Metazoa; Arthropoda; Insecta; Hymenoptera; Apidae. The transcript is spliced from 3 exons. Bases 126 to 380 code for a protein of 84 amino acids.
UGUUUCUAAGCAACAGUAUGCCACAUUUCAAGUGCAUGCAUGAUGUCGCGUCAGACAAGUGUUAUGGAUUAUUAACGUGAAGGUGGAAACAGUACGAUACGUUUCUUGUUUUCUUCAAUCUUAAAAUGUACGCGACGAACACGGAUCGAGUUUGCAAUGAUUUACCCGAACAGUAUCAGGCUACACUGGAAAAAGUUCAUGAGCUAAUGAAUAUUUUAAAGGACACGGACAAAAACCUGACUGUCUGCGAGGGAAUACUAGCAGACUACAUAAGGAAACGAUUAAGGGAAAAACGAGAAGAAAUGCAAAGGCGCAACGAAUUGGAAAUCAAGAUGUCUGAAAUUCUUGAAAAUCUGAAAACUCGUUUACUUGUGGAAUAAUUUUUAACAUUCUAAUACAUAUAACAUGUCUUAUUGCUUAUUGUUGAUAAAAAUAACGAACAGAUUGUACGAAAAUGUUAUUGAAAAUACGUGUUCAUCUUUUUCUGUAUUAUUAACGUCGCAUAAUUGAUAAAAACAACAUCUCGUGUAACAAAUGUAAAAUGUACCCAAGGACA